This is a messenger RNA of Hyposmocoma kahamanoa, 1771 nucleotides long. RefSeq lists its product as uncharacterized. The transcript is spliced from 2 exons. Lineage: Eukaryota; Metazoa; Arthropoda; Insecta; Lepidoptera; Cosmopterigidae. Bases 50 to 1687 code for a protein of 545 amino acids. The record is from RefSeq and is a predicted model, not a curated record. Gene Ontology annotation, biological process: microtubule nucleation; mitotic cell cycle. Gene Ontology annotation, molecular function: gamma-tubulin binding. Gene Ontology annotation, cellular component: pericentriolar material; spindle pole; ciliary basal body.
CGAAGGAACAACAACUACAGUUUUACAUAAUAUAACAUAAAUCAUAGCAAUGUAUCUUUCUUCAAUAAGUUCACGGCUCUUGUUGCACGACAUUAACAGUUGGGAUCUCAAAAAAUCUUACGGGUGUUAUGAUGGCAUCCUGAGACAUAUAUCUUGGAGCGAUGACAGCAAAUAUAUUUUGCAGGUAAAUUCCAAAGGUCUCGUUGAGAUAUUGAGUCCCGCUGACCACGAUUUACGAAGUUUGCAACAUGUACCACUUAAGGACACAUGGUCAGCCAGUUUCCAUCGUGAUGGUCAUCGCAACGUUGCCAUCGGCACCAAGAGUGGUAAUGUAUUGAUCUGGGAUACCAAAAACAAAACCAUCACCAAGACCUUUCCUAGUCCAGUCCAACAAUCUAGCGUGGAUUAUAUUAGCUACAAUGCAAAAAAUGCAAGUUUGGCCGCAACCAUGCAUAAUGGGGAUACUGUUAUUUAUGGACUGGUCUCCAAUAUACCAGUGCUUACUGUGAAACUGCCCUGUUCCAAAAGCAUCUCAGCAAUGAAAUUCCACCAUGAAUCACGUGCUUUGUUGGGUUUGGCUACAGAUGAAGGCCACCUUGUAUUGAGAGACAUCACUACAAACAAGGAUAAAUGUUUUUUUGAAAGUGUUCACACUGCACCAGUCAGUGAUUUUGCUUACUCUCAGGUUAACAAAGAUGUCAUGUUAUCAUCCGGAUUUGAUAAAGUGAUGCAUGUAUAUGAUAUAAGACUGCAAAAUGUUGUUUCCACCGUUCGGACGUCCUACACUUUGACUUCAUUGGCUAUAAACACAGAUAACUUGGUAGCUCUUAGUUCAAAGAAUGGAGUUAUAUUAGUCUAUGAUUUGAGAAACCUCUCUAAUCCAUUCAAAGUUUUAAGCGAGCAUGAGGAGGAAGUGAGGAUAGUUGCAUUCCAACCUGAAAGGAGAAGAACAUUUUCUACGGAAAUUAGUUUAAGAGAUGAUACUGACGUUCAUCAGUCACCCUAUACUACACAUACACCGACGCGUGAGAGAAAUUCGGACAUGUUUUACAUAGCUAACACACCUCCAAGCAAAAACUUGGAUGUCUCAGGUCAUGGAGAAAGAGCUGACUCGUUUCUUGUUAUGAUGGGUCUAGAUAAAUGUAACAAUGCUCUGGAUGAAGAAAGGAAAUCUGUAGGUUUUGAGAAAACUGAGAAGCCGAACAGUGACCAGGUGGGAGUAUGCUAUCCUUGCGAUCCAGACAAAAAUAUAAGUAAAGUGUCAACACCUCUGAACAAUAAGCCAGCAGAAAAUUUUAGUUUUCAAUCACCAAUAUUCUCCACAAAUGGUGUGCAUGAUGAUGGUCGAGACACGCAUAUAGCAGAUGAUUUCAAUCGGGCCAGUAACAAUCAACAGCCAAUGAGCACUUAUGGUAAUAACAUCGAUACAAAAGCUGUAGAAGAAUUGAAAGAUUUUGUUAAGUUAACCAUGGCAGAUGUCGCUGACGAUAACAGAAAUUAUUUUCUUCACAUCAUGAUGGCAUUGACAAAGCAGAAACUGUUUUUGGAGAAACAGUUAACGGGAAUGAAUGAGCAAAUAAAAGCUUUGAUUCAGAACCAAUCGGCCCUUGUAGAAACUAACAGAAAACUUGCUUUUGAAAUUGAUCAGUUGAAAUCACCAAAACAUGUCUAUAGAAUUCAAAGUUAAACAUGCCCCAUACUGUCGUUAUGAAAUACACUGUAAAAAUUCUAGGUCAUAUUUGCAAAAAAAAACAGUGCCAAAUAAUUGUUG